Molecule: messenger RNA, 393 nt
Organism: Geodia barretti
Lineage: Eukaryota; Metazoa; Porifera; Demospongiae; Tetractinellida; Geodiidae
Source: the annotation of a GenBank genome assembly
AUGGUUCGUAUCGCCGGAGUUGACGUUCCAGACCGCAAGCGCGCCCACAUCGCGCUGCGCAGCAUCUACGGAAUCGGCCCGACCAAAGCCAUCGAGAUAGUCGGCAAGGCUAAUCUCGAUAUGGAAAUGCCGCCCCGUAUGAGCGAUUUGGAUGAGGAUCAACUCGACCGCAUCCGCGUCAUUGUUGACCAGGAUUACAUCACGGAAGGUGACCUGCGCCGGGAACACAACGAGAAUAUACGGCGGCUCAUCGACAUCGGCAGCUACCGUGGCCUGCGCCACCGUCGCAACCUGCCGGUACACGGGCAGCGGACGCGCACCAACGCCCGGUCUCGCAAGGGCGCACGCCGCACCGUGGCCGGUCGCGGACGUCGCACUGCCGGCAAGAAGUAG